Messenger RNA from Durusdinium trenchii, 753 nucleotides. The record is from the annotation of a GenBank genome assembly. NCBI's taxonomy places the organism in Eukaryota, Dinophyceae, Suessiales, Symbiodiniaceae.
AUGGACGACGAGGACGAUUUCUUCUACAAACAUGACUCUCUUUUGCCCUACAAGGCGGAGGUUGAGGACUUCAACUUCCGUUGGUUGCGGGGUGGCAAAGCUCGGCUUCGGGGCUUACGGCAUCCGGGGCUCUACUACAGCCAUCGGGUGCGCCUGGCGAUGAGACAAAUCCCUGGGCUUAAGCUUGUCCUGGCCCUGUGCGAUCCACUGGGCAGGUUCGAGAAGCGGUUCUGGCUCUACCACCUUUGUGAGGUGAAUGCCCACCACCCGGACCCGGUGAUCCGCAUCUCCGGCUUUGGGGGUCGCUGCUUCACCAGCACCAAAGCUGCGCUGGAGGAGCCGUGGCUCUUGCGUCCGAUUGCCUUUGCCGCUCACCUGGCUCAGCUCGAGCGGCUCUUUGGGCCGGAGGAGAUGCGCGCCGUGCAUCAGGCUCAUUUUCGGGAGAGGUUCAAAGAGGUCUUUGAGCACUUGGCCCACUUUCUGGGUGUGAGGCCUACGGACUUUCAAGCACAUCGCUUAAAUCAUCAUGGGGGGCAUCGCACCGACCUGUGCCGGAACGCCUCGCUGGUGGUGGACCUUCAACGCAUGAUGAGCGCCGAGUACCAAACGGUGGAGGAUCUGCUGCAGAGCCACGGGGGCGGUUUCACUGCGCCCCAGGAGCUUCUGCGGCGGCGCACGCGCUGCGAUCGGCCCGAGGAGCUGGCUGAGGAGCCAAUGAUGGUUGUGCCAAAGGGCAGAUUGGUGGCGGUGUAG